AUGAUAAUAUGUCUGUACAUUUUUUUGUCAUUUUCUCUAACAGUUAUAAAUUGUAAAUCUAAAAAGACAGAAUCAACACAUGUUUUACUAAAAAACCAAACUUCAAAAAUUGAGAAUAACAUAAAAGGUGAUUAUAAAACAAAGAACGUUUCAAAAUCUGUAAAUGAUGCUAUGUUCAACAAAAGAAUAAAUCCACCACAAACUCCAUAUGAAGAACAAGUAACACAAAAAAGUAUCACUAUAAAACUUAAUCAUGAUGAUGAUACUUUGAAGAAUGUUGAAUCAUUGAAACCAGAUAAUUUGAAUUCAAAAGUUUAA
Strongyloides ratti is the source of this 318-nucleotide messenger RNA. RefSeq lists its product as hypothetical. Bases 1 to 318 code for a protein of 105 amino acids. NCBI's taxonomy places the organism in Eukaryota, Metazoa, Nematoda, Chromadorea, Rhabditida, Strongyloididae. The record is from RefSeq and is a predicted model, not a curated record. The transcript has 2 exons.